This is a messenger RNA of Magallana angulata, 3724 nucleotides long. Its product is annotated as short transient receptor potential channel 7-like. Lineage: Eukaryota; Metazoa; Mollusca; Bivalvia; Ostreida; Ostreidae. The record is from RefSeq and is a predicted model, not a curated record. Gene Ontology annotation, cellular component: membrane; cation channel complex. Gene Ontology annotation, biological process: manganese ion transport; calcium ion transmembrane transport; regulation of cytosolic calcium ion concentration. Bases 622 to 3465 code for a protein of 947 amino acids. The transcript is spliced from 16 exons. Gene Ontology annotation, molecular function: store-operated calcium channel activity; protein binding; inositol 1,4,5 trisphosphate binding.
UUUGUUUUAUCGAGUACUUUAUUAGGAAUAUCCACUGGUAAAUUAAGUUGUUGAUUAAUUUUGCUUCAAAUCUAGCCAAGUCAUAAAGACCAAGAGGGACGUGAUAGAGCGCUCAAAAAUCGCCUCUAUGUAAGGCGUAGGUCCGCAAAUUUUAAUUUAUUUUCACGGCAUGUAUAAAAAGAAAUUUUAUAUACAAACCCAUGUGGCUAGCAGUGAUUACGUGCAGUAGGAAUACUGUAUGAUAUUUAUCUAUAACAGAUAAUUAAGCAGGAUGUUGUGUAUUUCAUGUAUAAUGAGGCAAUGCUUGCACAUGAACUACAGGUAGAAUUCAAAGACUGAGAAAGGAUUUUCUGCCACCGAUUCCAGCGUUAAUAAUGCCAUGGAGACGUUCCAGGGACAAAGACAAGAUUUCUUGUGAAGCGCAGGGUUUUUUUUUCUCCAUCAAGUGGGCGUUAACUAUACCUUUCAUGUUCUCUUGUGGACAUUGUCUUUCAGAGAGUAAAUACAGCAGCUGACUCCAAUGGCUUUCUUUCCCGCAGUCUGGUGGAAUAUAAUGACGAAGGAAAUAGUUUCAAUAGUUUAUAGCUAGGAACCUGUUAAAGUUGGAACUAUUGCUGUAGAAUGGCUCGAAGACCGAUCUCUAAGAGGAAAUCCACGCGGUAUAAGCUGGGACUCUCAGACGGGAAAAAAUGGGAUUCCAAGAGCUCGUUGUCGGAGCUUGAAGAAAUAUUUAUAGAAGCUGCCGAGUUUGGAGAUUUCCCUACCAUCAAGUCCAUCUUGAAAGAACAGGGGAGGGAACAGCAAACGUUUUCUGUGGACUACACCGACAUAGUCGGCCGUACACCGCUACAGCUGGCUGUUGCCAAUGAACACCUGGAGGUUGUAGAACUGCUACUUAGGCAUUCAAAUAUAUCAAACAUACACGAAGCCCUGCUGCAUGCCAUCAGCAAAGGCCAUGAGCACAUUGCAGAAUGUAUCUUAAAGCAUCCAAGGUAUAUAGAAAUAAAGCCCAAAAACAAGAGAAUUGGAGAGACCGACCACUUCUUCAACCAGACAAAAGAAGAUUCACCAUUCUCUUCUGACAUAACCCCGCUCAUACUGGCAGCAGAAAGAAAUCAGAUUGAGAUUGUACAGUUACUUCUUCUUCGAGGAGAGAAAAUUAACAAACCUCAUCAUUAUUAUUGUAACUGUCAAGAAUGCAGCAACAAGCUGGAGUUUGAUGAGCUUCGCUUAGCUAAAACCCGCUUAAACGCUUACAAAGGCUUAGCAAGCUGUACAUACAUUUCGCUAACAAGCGAAGACCCGGUAUUGACGGCAUUUGACCUGGCCAGAGAACUUCGCUAUGUUUCAACUAUUGAAAAAAGCUUUAAGACAGAGUAUCUCGCAUUGGCUGACCAGCUAAGUGAUUACGUGGUCAAACUGUUGGACAAGGUCAGAGGUCACGAUGAGCUGGAGAAACUCAUUAACAAGAAGCGCCGAGAUCCGCGGGAUGAGUCUUAUGAUCUGUUGGCUAGAUUACAAAUGGCCAUACAAUGUAACGAGAAAAAGUUUGUGGCUCAUCCGAGCUGCCAGCAGAAGCUGGUUAGCAUUUGGUACGACGACUUCCGUCUGAUAGAGAGAUCCCAUUGGGUAGUUAGGAUCUUCAUUGUGAUGGGUGUGUCCCUGUUGUUCCCAUUUAUGUCGCUGUUUUAUUGGUUGGCUCCAAGUACAAAGGCUGGGAAGUGGAUAGAGACCCCCUGUAUCCGUUUUAUCGGUCAUACAAUCUCUUUCCUCAUGUUUCUAACGCUUAUACUGAUAUCUACCCUGGCGGAAGGAGUGACGGACACGAAUAAGCUCUCCUUUUUUCUUACAAUACACGAGAAGUAUUCCUGGUACAGAAAUCAAAGCUCCCAGCCAUUACCAAGCGAUUUUGCCAUUCGAGUUUACAGUCCAGAUAUAAUAACUUUUCUCUUGUCUCUUUGGAUUUUCGGAAUGCUGUUACAAGAAACGAAGCAGGUGUACAGUGAGGGAAUCGCCAACUAUUUCGACUCUCUGUAUAACUACAUGGACGUGUCUCUCCUGACGCUGUAUAUCACUUCUUUCACUCUGAAGUAUAUCAGCAUCAUGAAGACUAGAACGGCUCUGACGUAUUUUGAGAGUUUUUCUUCUUGGAGAGAGCUGCUAUAUGGUAGCCAUGAAGCGGGGAAGCAACUUUACUGGGUAAUUGCAGAUCGCUUCUACUGGGACUCAGUCGACCCGCACAACGUAGCAGACGGAAUGUUCGCCAUAGCAAACGUCAUCAGUUUUUGUCGUGUGACGCACGUGUUACAUGCGUAUGAGCUUUUUGGGCCGAUGCAGAUAUCUUUGACACGGAUGAUCGGUGAUAUCCUGAAGUUUGCCGUCAUCUUUCUGGUUGUGUUUGUGGCAUUCCUGGUUGGUUUACACAACCUCUACUGGUACUAUCCUAAAGAAACCAGACGAUUUAUUGAAUUCACCCCGAACAAUGUAACUACGUCAGCAGAAAAAGCUUUUGGAUUUCCGACCACGUUUCACACGGUAUUCUGGUCGUUGUUUUCUAUGGGUGAAGCCACCGCCGUGGAACUCGGCGAGUUCAAUCACUAUUUCACACAGAACGUAGGGUACUGGAUCUUUGGUGCUUACAACAUAGCCACAGUGAUUGUGUUGCUGAACAUGUUGAUUGCCAUGAUGUCUAGGUCCUUCGAGAAAAUACAGGAAGAAGCCGAUACUGAGUGGAAGUUUGCAAGAAGCAAGAUUUAUAUGGAAUUCAUAAAAAACAAUGGCGAACUGCCCGUUCCUUUCAACAUCUUUCCGACGCCCAGGUCCAUUUGUAGAUUGUUCGCCUCCUGCUGUUGUAAAAACGAAGAAAGUGCAACAACGCAGGAUUUUGAUGACGUAGAGGAUGCAAGGCCUCCUGGGAAACAACUUGAGCAGAAGUUAACAAAUGGCUACAUGCGUAAUGAUUCCAGUCGAGGGCUUCAAGAAGGUGGAAAACUAACCUAUAAGAAAGUGAUGAAGAGGAUCGUGAAGCGGUUUGUUUUCGACAUGGAAAGGGAUGUAGAAAACAGAGACGGUGAACUUGAUGAAUUGAAACAAGACAUAUCAAGUUUCCGCUACGAAAUUCUAAACCAACUGCAACAAAAGAAAAGACACAUCAAAUUUGUUGAGAUAAAAGUGCAAAAACUAGAGACAAAAUUGGAUUUCCUUAUUCAACAACAAAGGAAGGUUCUUCAAAAAAUGAACCCAGAUGUAUUGGAGGACCUUCCGGAAGAACCGGAACCGAUCACCCCGAGCAGACGAUCCAAACUGUUCGACAGUUCCUAUUGGUCGAUUGAUAGCGCAUCGUCUGCAGACGAGCAUUACGCCGGGAAUGAUUUAAUUGAAAACGAGAAUGAAAGCACAGCUGGAGAUAUAGCAGAAGAUAUUAGUAAAAGUUAUGAAAAUUCAAUAAAUCAAAACGGGAAAUAGAACGUUGUGCAUAUUUGAAUGACAUGAUUUAGUUGUUUGAAAAAAGAUGUGGAUUUUUUUUUCCUUCAGAAGGAACUAUGUACGUCUUUAUUUGUGUAGAUUGAUGUAUGUUUCCCUCCCAUAUGUGAUAACCCAUAACAUCAGCUAGUACGUGAGUUUUGUGUUGUUGGUUUUGUAUAUUAUUACAGGUUUAUUCAUUUUUGACGCUGGUAAGAUACAAUUUGCAGGUAACUACACCCCUCCCCACCUCACCCCCUCC